Molecule: messenger RNA, 1840 nt
Organism: Mercenaria mercenaria
Lineage: Eukaryota; Metazoa; Mollusca; Bivalvia; Venerida; Veneridae
Product: pseudouridylate synthase 1 homolog
Exons: 17
Coding region: 174-1640 (488 amino acids)
Biological process (GO): tRNA pseudouridine synthesis; mRNA pseudouridine synthesis
Cellular component (GO): nucleus
Molecular function (GO): RNA binding; pseudouridine synthase activity
Source: RefSeq, a predicted model, not a curated record
CAGCCUGUUACAUGUAGAUAAACCAUAACUUCCAGACGACAUCAAUAUUUUCUCUAUUCGUUACUUUAUUAUAGCAACCAAUAUGUCUGCGCCCAUGUGUUUCGACGCGAUCAACUUGUUUAUGUGAUUGAGGUUCUAAUAGUUGAUGCAGGAAUUAUUGCUUCAGGAUUCUUAUGUUAAGGAGAGCAUUUGUGAGACUGAAGCAGCUAGUUAAAUACAACAUGGCUUCAGCAUUAGAGGCAAAGGCAGGAGAAAAGAGAGCUGCUGAUGAGGAUGCAAGUGAUGUUUGCAAGAAACAAAAGGGAGAACAAAAACCACUUGCAGACAGGAAGCGGAAAGUGGCAUUACUGAUAGCAUACAAUGGCAAGGGUUACUAUGGACUUCAACUGAAUCCAGGUCUACCUUCAGUAGAGGGAGAGAUCAUCAAGGCUUUGUUAGAGGUUGGAAUAAUACCCCAGGAUCACCAUGAUUGUCCACGGAAGAUGUCGUUCCAGAGGGCAGCACGGACAGACAAAGGUGUAUCUGCUGCAGGAAAUAUCCUCUCAUUGAAGAUGUUGCUGAAUGUGGACAAUCUCCUGGAUGAGAUAAACAAACAUUUACCAGCACAGAUACGAGUAUUUGAAUGUGUGAGAACAACAAAUGGUUUCAACAGUAAGAAUCAUUGUUCAGGAAGGACGUACAUUUAUCUCCUGCCAACCUAUGCAUUCGCUCCAGUGGAAGAGGUGUGUACAUUAGAAUACAGAACAAAUCUGGAUAUUAUAGAACGUGUAAAUGAAGUGUUAGAGAAGUUUGUUGGCACGCAUAACUUUCAUAACUUUACAUCAGGAAUUAAACCAGAAGAGCGCUGUGCCCAAAGAUAUAUUCUGGAGUUUGAGUGUCGGAUGCCAUUUGUACGUGACGGUGUCGAGUACUGUGUUCUGUCAGUACGUGGCCAGAGUUUUAUGAUGCACCAGAUCAGGAAGAUGGUUGGUUUAACUAUUGCAGUAGUGAAGGGAUUUGCCAAUAUAGAAGCUAUUGAUGAGGCUUGGAAACCAGAAAAAAUGGACAUUCCAAAAGCUCCCGGCCUGGGAUUAAUGUUAGACAAGCUCCAUUAUGACCAGUACAACAAAAGGUGGGCUUCAGAUGGCAGCCAUGAUAGGAUAGACUUUGCACAUCUCAAAGAAAAGCUUGACAAAUUCAAAGAAGAAUAUAUAUUUUCUGAAAUCAUGAAAGAGGAAAAAGAAACACAAAGUAUGAUGCAGUGGUUGUCUAAACUACAUUAUCACACAUGUUCACCUAUAGAAAAUAAAUGGUCAGAGAGGAAAUGCUUGGAAGCUAAAAUUGGAACUGGAUCUCAAGGUAGUUCUGACAGUGAGGAUUUGAAUGAACCUCAUGCAGAGAAUAUAGACUCUGGCGGAACUGAAAAUACAAACAAAGAUGAAAUAAUUGAAACUGAGUCACAGACUCCUGCAGUCACUGAAAAUAAAAGUGGAACCAGUACAGAAACAAUUUUGUCCAAUCAGAAUGAAUCUUGUGAUGAAAUGACAUCAUCAAAAUUAGACUGUGACUCUGUAGAUGCAGAGCAAAAAUCUGCCAUUAGUGAAAAAGAUGAUAGCCAGUCUAGUGAAGAGACCAAGGUUGCUACUGAGUCAUUGAAAUGAUAAAUGCUGGUUUUAGAAAUAAUAUAAGUUCAUAACAAAGGGCAAUAUACAUAUAAAACAACAGGAUGAUAACUACAUAUAGCCAUUUUCUGUUUAAUCACUUGUCACCCUGAUCAUUUCAUGAAAUUAUUACAUGCUUAUUUAAAACUUUGCAAAGAAUUAAUAAAUUCUUAAUAAACAAUAAACAUUAAUACACAAGA